Molecule: messenger RNA, 1485 nt
Organism: Capronia epimyces CBS 606.96
Lineage: Eukaryota; Fungi; Ascomycota; Eurotiomycetes; Chaetothyriales; Herpotrichiellaceae
Exons: 7
Coding region: 1-1485 (494 amino acids)
Biological process (GO): transmembrane transport
Cellular component (GO): membrane
Molecular function (GO): transmembrane transporter activity
Source: RefSeq, a predicted model, not a curated record
AUGGCAGAAACAGACUCAGACUAUCUCAAGGAGCAGGCUCUAGGAGUGCAUGAAGAGACAGUGACAGUGACUCAUGAGGGAGAACACCGUGACAGAGUUGCUGAUGGUGAUGGUGAUGUCUACCAGAGCGGCCUGGGGCCGGAGAGGGAGAAGAAGAUCAUACGCCGAAUCGAUGUCCGCUUACUUCCCAUUCUCGGCCUCAUGUAUUCCAUCUCCUUGGCCGAUCGGACCAACAUGGGCCUGGCCAUGGUGGCGGGCAUGUCAGAGGAUCUCGGCCUGGCCGAGGGGUCUCGCUACACCAUUCUGGUCAUGAUUUUUUUUGUGGCAUAUAUUGUGUUUGAAAUCCCCAGUAAUCUGGUGCUACCCAAAGCCGGAGCGGCGAACUGGCUUGCCUUCUUGGGGGCCUCGUUCGGCGCGGUCCUCAUCGGCAUGGGAUUCGUCAAAAACUGGGGCAUGAUGGCUCUGUGCAGAGCGCUGCUGGGAAUCACUGAAGCUGGUUUCUUGCCUGGCUGCACGUAUUUGAUUACGUGCUGGUAUCGCCGGUACGAAGUGGGAAAGCGGCUGUCGUUGUUCUGGAUCCUGUCGUGUCUGACCUCAGGCUUUGCUUCUAUCUUCGCCUACGUGCUCUCCCUGCUGCACGGCCGGGCGGGGCUGAAUGGAUGGUCGUGGAUCUUCAUCAUCGAAGGCAUCAUCACCAUGGCAGUCUGUGUUGGCGGAUGGUUCAUCAUCAUCGACUUCCCCACCAAAGCCGACAGAUUCCUAACGGCGGAAGAGAAGAGGUUCGUGAUCGAACGGAUCAACGCCGACCGCGGCGACGCCGAGGAGGACCCGAUCAACGUCGCCGUGAUCCUGCACCACCUGAAAGACUGGAAGCUGUAUUUCUGGGCCUUCAACCUCAUGGCCUCGACCCUCCCCGGCUACGCCUACUCGUACUUCCUGCCCAUCAUCCUGCGCGACGGCAUGGGCUUCAGCGCCACCGACAGCCAGCUGCUGAGCGCCCCGCCUUAUGUCCUGGCCGCCAUCGUCGCCUUCACCUCCGGCUGGCUGGGUGACAAGUACCGUAUCCGGGGGCCCAUCAUUGCCGUCCAUCAGCUGCUGACUGCUGCUGGGAUGCUCAUCACUGCAUUUGCCAAACCGAACGGGGCACGGUAUUUCGGUGCAUUUCUUGGCAUCGGCUUCCUCCAAUACUGCGUCCCCGGCGUCUUGACCUACCAGGCCAACAACAUCACUCGCCGAUCCAAGCGUUCCGUCGCAACUGCGACGUGCAUGAUGGGCGGUGGUCUGGGGGGGAUCAUUGCCGGCGUGGCGUUUAAAUCGUCCGAGAGUCCAAAGUAUACGACCGGCGUGUUCACCACCCUAGGAAUCAGUCUUACCAGUGUCGCCAUGAUCACAAUCAUGGACCUCUACUUCCUCAAGGUCAAUAGGGCCGCCAAAGCCGGGAAGCGGCUGAACGAGGGUCUGGCGAACUGGUACUAUACGUGCUGA